This is a messenger RNA of Cotesia congregata, 4143 nucleotides long. Lineage: Eukaryota; Metazoa; Arthropoda; Insecta; Hymenoptera; Braconidae. The record is from the annotation of a GenBank genome assembly.
AUGAAAAUAUUUCGACGAGUUAAUUUAGCUUAUGCGCGUGUUCAGAAUGUCUCUCUGAUAGAUCUAAAGAUAGACUUUGUUUUAACAAGGGACUACAAAGACCACUCAGGAAAAAGAACAAGUUUAAAAACAGACACAACAUCAUCAACACCAAGUUUGUCACGCUGGGAACCAUCCUCAAAUAGAUCUAGUGAAAGUCCCGAGUCUAGAAGGACUUGGGCAUCGACAUCGAAUCUAGUGAAGGAUGAGAACCUGUCAAAGCCAUCCAGCACAACAUCAUCAGUGUCUGCAGAAUGGAAUUCAGCGAUGGAUCUCCCUAGUCUGGUCGAGUCUUCGAAUUCCACCUGGGAAUCUGAUAAGCCGUCAUCAAGGCCCAAAAGCUUCACCUCGCCCAAGGUUGAUAGUUACACAUUCAGGAGGCACUCUAUCGAUGAAACGGCGCUGCAGAAUGAUCGCCAGCCAGCAAAGCUCCAGAUCAAGCAGGUCAUUGAUAAGACUUGUAAUAAUUCUGAAAACGAUGUUGAAUUUAUUAUUCAGGUGAGAAAAGCGGACUAUAAAAAAGACGUAGAGAAAAAAAAAGAUAAUAAUAAUCGUGAAAUAAAUGAAUUGGAAAGUCUUAAGGCUCAGCUGAGUGAUAUGAAGGCGCGCUGCGAGAGGGUUGAAAGGGAAAAAAGCGAAAUACUUUUACGAAGACUCGCAACUAUGGAUUCAGUAUCUGCUAAAACGCCUAAGAGUAGUGAAAUGUCGAGGCUGCAAAAAUCACUUAAAGAAUUGCAAUCCAAGAACGAAGCCUUGAACGAGGAAAAGAUGACUCUCCUUGCACGGUUGAAAAAUCUUGAAAAAGAUACUGACUCGAAAGGCGGGAAGAGCGAGCGAGAAAAGGCCGUUGAGGAGCUCAAGUCGAAGCUCAAGGCCGCAGAAACUCUUUGCGAGUCUCUUAUGGAUGAGAAUGAGGACAUGAAGAAAGAAAUACGGGAAUUGGAAGAGGAAAUUUAUGAGAUGCAGGAUAACUUUAGAGAGGAGCAAGCUGAUGAGUACACCGGAUUGAGGAAGGAUGUCGAACAGGCGAACAAAAACUGCCGAAUUCUUUCCUUUAAAUUACGAAAGAUGGAACGAAAGACUGAACAGUUAGAGUCUGAAAAAAGUGAAUUAGAAAACAAACACGAAGAGAUAAAAAAAGUUGAAGAAGUCUUAAAAAAACUGGGAACUGAGUUUAAAACUCGUGGUUCCAAAUUCAAUGACCAUCCAUCUAAAGUACAGUUAAGAAAGAUGUUAGAGGAUGUAGAAAAAGAACUCGGUGAGGUAUACACUGUUUUUGGGGACAUUAUUAAUCUUUGUAUUGAUUCGCCCGCCGCUAGAGGGCAAGACAGUUCGCUUAAGUUUGACAAACUUGCCAAAGAAAACGAAUUGCUUCAGCAGAAAUUGGACAAUGUGAUGCGCGAUUUGGCAAAAGAAAAAGAAUCCAAUAAAUCGGAUAUCAAAGGGGACCCGCAAAAUUUGAAAAAAAAAUUAAAUGAUGCUACAGCCGCCAGAGAGUCAGAUCGCAAAAUUUGGGAAUCAGAAAAAUCAAAAUUACAAGAAGAAAAAGAGAAAUUAAAGUCAAAAUUACUAUCACUGUCUGCUGAAAAGCUUAAGUUGAAAAAGGAUUUAGAAACAGCAACGUCAUCGGAGAAAAAUAACGCUAAGAUGGAAGUAACUGUAAAUGAAUUAAGAAAAGAAUUAAAUGCCGAGAGAGAACGAUGUAAGAAGUUACAAGACGAUUUAACAAUGUCCACUGAAAAAGAAAGUAGAAUGUUAAAGAAUGCUGCCAAAUUGGAGCAAUCAAAGUCAUUAGUAGAAAGUGAAUUAAAGAAAUUGAAAACGGAAUUUGAGAGCAUUAAGUCAUCAACUUCGAUGAAAGUGGCCAAAGCGACCGCUGAAUUAGCGGAAGUUAAAAAAGAAAGAGAUAAAUUGAAGGCUCAGAUUGAAGAAGAUAGACUGGCCAAAGAUACAGAACUUAUCAAUUUGAAGAAAAAAUUGGCAACUUUAGAGAAAGCGGGAGCUAGUGCCAAAAAAAUGGCGGAUCUUAAGCAAACUUACACUGAAAAAAUUACAAUCUUAGAAGAAGAGAUAAAAAAAGGUCAGGAGUUGUUUGACGGUCUGCAUACAAAACAUGCAGCUUUGCAGGAUUCUAAAAGACAGUUGGAGAAUCAAGUUGAGAUUUUAAAUAGUCAUAUAGGAGAUUAUAAAAAUCAAUUAGAAAAUACGGAAGAACGUGUUCGAUAUCUUGAAGAAGCUAAUCGGCUUAAAGAAAUUACUUGGAAAAAAGAAAAAUCACGAUUGGAGGAAAUGCUGAAAGAACGUGAGAGAUCGUCGACGGUUAAUGGACAAUUAGAAGAAUCUAAGGAAGAAAUUAGUCGUAUUGUUAAAGAAAAUGAAUCAUUGAGAAUUCAAUUAGAGGAUAUGAGAAAAAUGUUCCAACGAAAUUUAUCAGCCGACACUUCGGCGUUGGACAACGAGUUACGAAAGACCAAGAGUUUGCUCGCCGACGCGGAGAAGGCGAGAAAGACGGAUCUUGCUCAGUGUAAAAUGCGUUAUGAGCAGAGAAUAAAGGCAAUAAAUGAUGAAAUACAGUCAAUUCAAAAUCAAUUGUCGCGUUAUAAACGCGAGAGAGACACUUAUAAGCAUAUGAUGGAGGGCGCCCAGAAGACUAUUGCCGAGCUCAAGGCGACUCGUCAACGAAGACCCUCAACUACAUCAACUGGAAAAUCAGAUGAGGACGAAGAGUCAACCGGUACAAACGUUUCUACACUGGAGCAGCAGAUCAGUAUGAUGGAAGAUGAGCUAUCAGAAAGUAAAUUGGAAGCUUCUAAACUCAAGACUGAAUUAGUGUCUGAACGAUCCGGCUGGCAGAUUAAAUUGUCUGAAAUGCAGUCAAGAAUAAAUGAGCUGGAGGAGGAGCGGAUUUUAGCAAGCGGUCGAACUAAAAUUCCAGGUUUAAAGGCACGUAUUGAGCUUGCCUGGCAGAAAGAAAGAGAAGAACAGCAGAGGCUAUUACAAGAGACCGCAACGCUUGCUAGGGAUUUACGCCAGACAUUGUACGAGAUUGCGGUUAUAUGUCUGUAUGUGGGCGUGCAUUUAUCAACUCGUCUCUCGUUAAAGGUCGAGCGGGAGCGUGACAAGGAGCGUCUGGAGAACAAGCGUCGCCAGGACCAGAUGAAGAAGAUAUUCGAUGAGGAGAAGGAGGAGAAUAAGAAGAAAUUGAUCGAAUUGCAAUGUGACCUUCUGGAGUUGAGAGAUGCCCACGCGAAGCUGAGGACAAGUAACGAGAAAAUGAGACGCGAAAAGGAGAGACACGAGAAAGAAAGAGAGGAAUUUAAGGACUUGAUUAUGAGCAAAAGACGUAUGGAGCAAAUAGAGGCCAGAAAUAUUAAUAUUUUGCUGAGCCAGGUUGAUGAUUUGAUGAAGUUAUUCCCGGAGUUAAGUAACAAGGUUGAUUCUUCCGGUAAAACUCCGGAUAAUUAUACUCCGACGCCUCCGAGAAGAACCAAGGGACCAAAGUCACGUGAAUCUUCGCCUAUGCUAGAGUCUAGGGAAGAUAUAAAAGUAGCCAAAGAAUUACAAGAAUCAAAGAAGGUAUUGGCUAGAAGUGAUGUUUCAUCGAAGAAAAAACUUACAAAGAGGUCUAACUCUAUUGAUGAUGACAGUGGACGAGGCUCUUCGACGUCGGCCCGCUCCAAACCGAGUCUCAAGCGUAAGAGUUUAUCUUUAGAACAGACCACUGGAAAGAACGAUCAAUCGAUUUGGGGAACUGAUAGCAAUGUUUCGAGCAUACAGUCAUUAGACUCUGAAGUUGAUACAAGACAUUUCAGUCUUCAAAGAGAUUCUAGUGUAGACAGCCGACUGUCUGGAGGCUCAACGAAGAGCGAAAUGAUUCAGCGGGAUAAGAAGUACAAUAAAAAUCUUAUGAGAAAAAUAACAAGUAAAUUAACAAAGUCUGCGAGUGUUGACGAUCCUAAUAGUUCCUUUGAUUUUUCUAUACAGAAAAAAUUAAGUGCCAUGUUUAAGCGCAGUUCUUCCAAAAGCAACGGACUGGAUAAAAAAUCCAGUUCGGAGGACACGAGCAGGCCUGCUUCGAGAGCGUCCAAUGUAUCAAAGAGAUGA